CGGCGAAGACGAGCCGGGACCCCGAGCGCGGCGGCGGCUGCGGCGGGAGGACGGGCGGCGAGCGGCGAGCGCACGAUGCCGAUGCCGGCGCCAGGGGGCGGCCGCUCCGCGUGCAGCCCAGCUCUGGAGGCUGAUCAGCUGCUCCUCUCUGCGCCGCUUUGCAGGGCACUUUCUGCUGCAGAACAGGAGUAUAGCACAGGAUUAUUGCCCCAGGCAUUUAGCAUCCAGUUAGAGAAACCUGAAAGCUGUACCUGAUCCAGGAUCGCACAAUAGGUUGAUCAUCUUCACAAAUUAGAGUCUCCAUGGCCCGGACGUUAUCUAAAAAUCAUUUUGAGUAAAAAAUCCUCCGAGUAACGCAUUUGCAGCAUCAAGAUGGUGGGAAAACUCAAGCAGAAUCUAUUAUUGGCCUGUCUGGUGAUCAGCUCAGUGACUGUGUUUUACCUGGGGCAGCACGCCAUGGAGUGUCAUCACCGAAUCGAGGAGCGCAGCCAGCCAGUCAGACUGGAGAGUGUCCAGGCCACCCCCAGAACUGCCAACCAGACUGCCACCUACCACAAGGACAUGCCUUUGAUCUUUAUCGGGGGAGUGCCCCGGAGCGGAACCACGCUCAUGCGGGCCAUGCUGGAUGCCCACCCCGACAUCCGGUGCGGGGAGGAGACCAGGGUUAUCCCUCGAAUCCUGGCCCUCAAGCAGAUGUGGUCCCGCUCCAGCAAAGAGAAGAUCCGGCUGGACGAGGCUGGCGUCACUGACGAAGUGCUGGACUCUGCCAUGCAGGCCUUCUUACUAGAGAUCAUCGUGAAGCAUGGCGAACCGGCCCCUUAUCUGUGUAACAAAGACCCCUUUGCCCUGAAGUCAUUAACCUACCUUGCCAGGCUGUUCCCCAAUGCCAAGUUUCUUCUGAUGGUUCGAGAUGGGCGGGCAUCCGUACACUCCAUGAUCUCCCGAAAAGUCACCAUAGCCGGGUUUGAUCUUAAUAGCUACAGGGACUGCUUAACCAAGUGGAAUCGUGCCAUAGAGACCAUGUAUAACCAGUGUAUGGAAGUCGGGUAUAAACGAUGCAUGUUAGUCCAUUAUGAGCAGCUCGUCCUGCACCCUGAGCGCUGGAUGAGAACACUCCUAAAGUUUCUCCACAUCCCCUGGAACUACUCAGUAUUGCACCAUGAAGAGAUGAUCGGGAAGGCAGGGGGCGUGUCUCUGUCUAAGGUAGAGAGAUCGACAGACCAAGUCAUCAAGCCAGUAAAUGUGGCCGCGCUAUCAAAAUGGGUUGGGAAGAUACCCCCUGAUGUCUUACAGGACAUGGCGGUGAUUGCUCCCAUGCUUGCCAAGCUCGGGUAUGACCCACAUGCCAAUCCACCUAGUUACGGAAAGCCUGAUCCCAAAAUUCUUGAAAACACAAGAAGGGUCUAUAAAGGAGAAUUCCAGCUACCUGAUUUCCUUAGAGACAAACCACAGAAUGAACCUGGCGACGUAGAGAAGAGUGGAGACGCCUCUGUCACACACAAGGAAGGAAUUCUGCCUUUUCAAGGGAUGGGUGAUCUCUAGGAAUGUCCGUCCUGUCUGUCCGUCCAUCCCCAGGCUGAGAUCAGUGGCUCGGACUUCAUGACCUGAAUCUUCAGCCUCUUUCUCCCUGUUCUCUCUCGUCCGUCCCCUUCCCGUGUGUGGGUUCCAUCAAGCACAGUUCAGUUGUCACAAGUGAAUUAUUUCCCUACCAGGAUGCUCCUGUACCUCAGUGGUAACAGAGUAAGGUACUACAUGGACCUUGCAGGGGUCAAAGGUCUGGAGGGGAAAAGAUGCCUCCAAGGGCCAGAUCUCCGCUGCAGCUGCUGGAUCCACAGUUUUCUUUAAUCUGAUUCUAAACCUUCCAUUUGUGAAAGGGGUUCCUCUGAAAGAAGACUGAGGGAUCUAAGGCGGGGAACUUUGGGAGUGGGUAGUCUGUGCUCAAUCCCAGAUGUUUUGUAGAACAGUUUGUUCCUGUUGAAAUCUGAUUAAUGUGGAUGGUGUGAACUUGCUUAAUUAUUUAAAGAAUGAUGUGUUAUUUCUGAGAGGGCGGGGAAUCAUGUACAUUUACAAUUCAAUGACUUUUGUAUUUUAUUUUUCAAAAUAAAAGCUUUAACUGUGA
Molecule: messenger RNA, 2119 nt
Organism: Dromiciops gliroides (monito del monte)
Lineage: Eukaryota; Metazoa; Chordata; Mammalia; Microbiotheria; Microbiotheriidae
Gene: TPST1
Product: tyrosylprotein sulfotransferase 1
Exons: 8
Coding region: 373-1542 (389 amino acids)
Biological process (GO): peptidyl-tyrosine sulfation
Cellular component (GO): Golgi apparatus
Molecular function (GO): protein-tyrosine sulfotransferase activity
Source: RefSeq, a predicted model, not a curated record